Cloeon dipterum is the source of this 2188-nucleotide messenger RNA. RefSeq names its product probable LIM domain-containing serine/threonine-protein kinase DDB_G0286997. Lineage: Eukaryota; Metazoa; Arthropoda; Insecta; Ephemeroptera; Baetidae. The transcript has 7 exons. Bases 189 to 1715 code for a protein of 508 amino acids. The record is from RefSeq and is a predicted model, not a curated record.
CGGCGCGAGCAGAGCAGUCGCCUCGCUCGCCGAGAGCCGCGAGCACCGCCGUCCGACUCGAUCCUCCGCCGCCUCCCGCGCUUUCGGCCCGAAUUGCGGCCGACGCCGAGCUUGCCAGCCGACCCAACCCGCGCAGCCGACCUUUUUGCUUCUGGAAGUCGCGUCCACGAGCAGCAGACGUUUCAAAGAUGACUAGCAUACGCCAGACAACGACCACGAUGUACUCUUCGAAUUCGGCACACCCGACCCUGCUGGACAAUGGGUCGCCAAUGGACGGAUCACUUGAUCUGCUGCUGGAAGAUCUGCAAAGCAGCGUGUCGCGGCCCGGCUCGUCUGCAGGCCACAACAACCUGACCAACGGCCACGUGACCACGACCACGACGACCACGAAGCGCCAGCAACACUACGGCCAGCCGCACCAGCCCCAGCAACACGUCGGCGGAAUCCAGUACCUGCAGCCGAUGAACUCGACCACAGUGGUCGCCGAGAGGGCUUCCAGCCCGCACACCGUCUCCUCGUACAAGACCUACCAGUACCAGUACACAACCUCUUCGGCAGCUCCGCAAGAUGUUCCGGCGCCGCAGCAACAGCAGCACACAUCAUCGACGCAGUACCAGUACAGAGGCAGCUCUCCGCAGCAGGAAGUGCCGGACACGCGUUUGCGGCAGAACCUGAACGAGCUGGACAGCCUGCUGGUGGACCUGCACCACGCGCAGCAGUCGACCCCUCUGGAGCCGAACGAGCUGACGUCGUCGCAGCACGUGAGCCGCGUCGUGCGCACCUUCCAGCAGCAGCAAUACCAGCCGCCGCAGCCGCAGCAAUACCAACAGCCGCAGCCGCUGCCGUACCAACAGCCGCAGCAGGCGGACAACCACACGUACGGCACGCCCAACACCGUGCGCAGGGAGCUGCAGUAUCCGCCCUCGCCCAAACUGGAACGAUCGUCUUCCCUGAACAGGAGAGGCCUCCCUGGUGUUAGGGCACCUUCACCCUCCAGACAGGUGACAACGACAGUGAAGACGUACACGUACGAGAUCCCGGUGGACAACGGGGUGAACGUGAAGCCGGUGGUGGGCACGCCGAUUGUAAACACGUACUCGUACGAGAUCCCCGUGGACCAGCCAAAGCCCGAGGACACGAUCAUCACGUACAAGUACGCCGGCCUGCCCAAGAGCCGCGCCUUGGAGCCUCCCAAGGAGCCGCCGGUGCUGGUCGACCGGCCGAUCAACUCGUACAGUCUGCACUACACGAUGCAGACGCAGCAGAGCGAGCCGCCCCACAAGCCCUUCCCGUCGCCCGCCAUGACCCCGCCGCCGUCCGCCGAGCCCCCCAAGCGCCUUGAGGAACUCCUCGCCUCCUUUUCAGACACUGUUGACUCAGGAGACAUGCACAACGAGCACCCCGUGCCAGCCGCUCCGUUGGAAGAGUACCUGACCGAAGUGCCAAUCGCGCCUCCCUCUCCAGUGAGACAGAGAAAAAUUGAGCCUGAGAAACCAUCAGCCUUGCAGCAAGAAAGAAUGAUGUCCAAGAACAUCGCAGGCCCUCCCGUCUACUACCCGCCCGGCGUGGAAAUGUUCGCCAAGAAGGACGAACCAGUUCGCGCCAAAAUGAAGGAAGGCGCCUCAAGCAGCGAGAGCAAAUCCUCAGGUGGCGGCGUUGCUGCGGUGCCAGUGUGCCUGCCGGUCUGUUGUGCCAUGCCCUGUGUCAUCAUGUAAUAACACAUUAAUAAAUGGAAACGACGAACUUUCAAUUUCACUCUUCUACUUCGCUCUCGAGGGAAUUAUUAUUUUGGAACCGCAGCUAGUGAUGGUGCAGCCGUGCGUAAUUAUUUAAGUUGCUCUACGUCUUGUACAUUUGCGCAUUUUAACCAGGCAAUCUAUAUGAAUGUAUUGUAUUGUAUUGGCCUUUUUGCCGCUCAAAAAUUACUACAGAAAAUAAAUACGCGCCGAAGUGUUCAUUUGUGGUGAUGUCCUGUUUUUUUGAUGUCACUGUGAUUUGGGGCUUCUGUCGAAGCUUUUUAUAUACAUGCUAUAAAACACGUGAGCCUUUACUGAUGCCUUCUGGAGGAAAAUCUUGCUGUAUUUUUAGGAGGAAUAUAUACUUGUAAAAUGGACAUGAUUCCAUAUUGGGCAAUCAUAUGUAAAUAACACAACCUCUGUUGAAUAAAUUGACAUCAUUAAUUACAGAA